AUGCUGGUUAGACACCUUUUGAGAUUGGCUGCUCUUGCAGCUACAUGCCAAGCUAUAGUGCCCUAUCGUCGACAGACUACUCCAUCCGCCGUUCAAAUCAACUGGGACGAUGUGCUUAUCACCUCCAAAACGAGCACGACUUUGCAAGUAGUCGCAAACCCACCUCUUUUAGCCGAUAGCAGCAUUCGGCAGAAUGCUCUCGACUCUCUCUCUCUGGUAUCCUCGAAUUAUGUACGAUAUGUGCCGUGGUUCCCCUAUCCGCGUCUCGCCGUGCCAGAGAUUGAUGCUCCAAUCAUCAACGACACGCACUGCAUCACGUACUGGGAUUUCACAUAUGCGGACCAGCUGUUGCUAGAUUUCAUGAAUGCCACACCAAAUGUUACCCACAUAAUUAACUACUCGACGACUCCAGAUUGGAUGUGGGUGUUGGACACUCCCUACACUUAUCCCGAAAAUGUUAGCACAAUUGACUGGAACUAUAAUAAUGGCACGACUUUAAGGGAUCCUACAUUGAAAGAGAUUUCGGACUACUAUAGCCGACUACUGUCAUACUAUACACAAGGAGGGAUGACAGAUGAAUGUGGUGUCUUCCACCCAGGCCAUAACCUUACCAUUGAAGCAUGGGAAAUCUUGAACGAGUCAGAAGCCGAGCACUCGAUCGUUACCGGGUUAUAUAAUCAGAUUUACGAUGCUGUGACUGCCGCUAUUCAUGCCGUCUCCCCUAACACAGAAUUUGUUGGGCUUGCAAUGGCGUAUAGGAAUGUCACUCGUGUCCAGGACUUCCUUCAACCUGCCAACCACCAGCCCGGAACACCAUUGGACUGGAUAAGCUACCACUUCUAUGCAGGACCAACUAGUAGCACUACCCAGGAUGAAGCAACCCAGUCCUUCCAACAAGCAAAUCAAUUCUUUGAGGAAGUAGCCGCAAUUGAAGCUGUGCGAAAGCAAAUCGCGCCGAACACAAAGACAACCAUUAAUGAGCUAGGCACCAUGGAUCCAAACGGUGUUACUACAGUUGUUCCGGGCUAUGUUAUCCCAGCCGAGUAUUGGGCCUGGAGCGGAGGUGUAUUUGCGUAUAUUUUCAGCAACUUGACCACGCAAGGGAUCGAUGUAGUUGGGGAAAGCCAGCUGAGCGGGUACCCAGGACAGUUCCCAUCUGUGUCUAUGAUUGACUGGAACACGGGCCUGCCAACCGCACGCUUGCGGGUUUUACAGUUACUCCAAAGCAGCUUUGCACCAGGAGACAAUGUUGUUGCAACAAGCAGCGACGAGACUCAGCUACACGCCCAGGCGUUUGACACUGUCAAUGGGGGGAAGAAGGUUCUGUUGAUCAACAAGACCGACCAAAAUGUGACUGUCCAGGUCCAGGGCUUACAGGCUGAAAGUAUGGACACUGUUGAUGUGAAUACGGCGGGCAAUCCAUGGCGGACAGAGCAAGUCAGUGGGGAUAGUGUGAACCUCACCCCCUACGCCGUUUCUGUGUUGAGUGGAGAAUGA
Molecule: messenger RNA, 1497 nt
Organism: Talaromyces rugulosus
Lineage: Eukaryota; Fungi; Ascomycota; Eurotiomycetes; Eurotiales; Trichocomaceae
Exons: 1
Coding region: 1-1497 (498 amino acids)
Source: RefSeq, a predicted model, not a curated record